Molecule: messenger RNA, 1847 nt
Organism: Scleropages formosus (Asian bonytongue)
Lineage: Eukaryota; Metazoa; Chordata; Actinopteri; Osteoglossiformes; Osteoglossidae
Product: L-lactate dehydrogenase B chain-like
Exons: 7
Coding region: 10-1011 (333 amino acids)
Biological process (GO): pyruvate metabolic process; lactate metabolic process
Cellular component (GO): cytoplasm
Molecular function (GO): L-lactate dehydrogenase (NAD+) activity
Source: RefSeq, a predicted model, not a curated record
AGGAAGGCAAUGGCCGUGCUGAGAGAGAGGCUUCUCCUGGAGGUAACCCCUGUGAUGGUACCCGAGACAAAGGCCAAGGUGACAGUUGUGGGCGUUGGCCAGGUUGGCAUGGCCUGUGCUUUCAGUAUCUUGCAGUUGAGUAUUGCAGAUGAUGUCACCCUCAUUGACACAAUGGAGGACAAACUGAGAGGGGAGGUCCUGGAUCUGCAGCAUGGCAGUCUCUUUCUGAAGACCGCCAAGAUACGAGCAGCAAAAGACUACUCAGAGACUGCCAACUCCAAGCUGUGCAUCAUCACGGCGGGGGUGCGUCAGCGGGAGGGGGAAAGCCGUUUGGAUCUGGUCCACAGGAAUGUGGAGGUGUUCAAACAGAUCGUUCCGCAGCUGGCCCGGCACAGCCCCGAUGCCGUUCUGCUCGUGGUGUCCAAUCCAGUGGACAUCCUGACCUAUGUGGCCUGGAAGCUGAGUGGGUUUCCCCGGGAGCGGGUCAUUGGCAGCGGUACCAACCUGGACUCGGCACGUUUCCGCUUCCUGCUGGCAGAGAAGCUCAAGAUAAGCCCCAGCAGUGUGCACGGCCACAUCAUAGGAGAACACGGGGACUCCAGUGUGGCGGUGUGGAGUGGGGCCAAUGUGGCCGGGGUGCGUCUGCAGUCCUUAGGUCCUGACACCAAGGCACAGCAAGACUCAGAGGGUUUGCUGGAGAUACACCGGAAAGUAGUGGACAGUGCAUAUGAGGUCAUCAGACUGAAGGGCUAUACUUCCUGGGCUAUCGGGCUGAGUGUGUCCAACCUUGCACAGUCCAUCCUGAAGAACCUCAGGACGGUCCAGGCAGUGUCCACCCUGGUCCAGGGUCUCCAUGGGAUCAGUGAGGAAGUGUUCCUGAGUUUGCCCUGUGUGCUGGGCUCAGCUGGGGUGUGUGGCGUGCUCAACCAGCCCUUGAAAGAAGCGGAGACCCAGCGUCUGCAGCGCAGCGCCCAAACCCUCUGGAACGUUCAGAGGAAGCUGACCCUCUGACCGCCAGGAUGAGGACCAAGGCAGAGAAUAGAAUGGGUCACAUGUGAUAAGCACAUGACAUUGCUGAAUAUAGCAACGAGCAGAACAUUGUGAACCGUUAAUACUACAUUUGGUGCUCUACUUGGUUUUAUACUGUUUGAAUUUUUGGAAAAUUUUUUUUAAAUUAGCAUAAAUGAUUAGUAUAGCUAAACUUAGUACCAUUACACUAUUUGUGGUUUUAGUCUGUGGCAUUGUAUAACAUGCAGAUGUUAGUGUAAUUAAAUACACUUCACAUAGAUAUAUGCAAUGAACAACAGAGGUAAUUACUUCUUUAAUAAAACUAUACAGUCCAAGCACACCGGAUUUUGAUUUUGUUGAUCACUAAGAAUUAAAAUAAUGUUAAAUUUGAAAUAUGUUGUAAACUAUAGCUGCUUUGAAUCUAUAAUCGUAAUCAUAGUGCGAUGUCGUAUGUUUCACUUUCAGUGUCAAUGUGUUAUUGAGAUGAUUAAUUCUAUAUCGUUACAUUUGACCGAUGUUGCGAUGAAGGUUUGAGGUUGGAAGAGGACUAUAGAUACUAGGCCCUAAUGUUAAGCUGGAAACUUAAACGUGUAACUGCUACAGCGUUUUAGAUUUGCUCUACAGUUUCAUCACCAGGUUUUGUGUUGCACAAAAGAGUGAAAUGACCGAGUGGCAUUUCCCGGACUGAUCGCACCCUCGGUGCUGUGCCGGGACUGUCGGAUCAGCGUGUUGCUAAGUGUCACCCAGCUCGCUUACAUGGCUCUCGUGUUGUGCUGUACGUGAGAUACUUGCCUGAUAUCUCUUCUCUUGUGAGUAAUAAAAUAAUAAAGGUACCCUAA